GGCAGACUGAGGCGAGCAAGGAAGGAAGGGAGAAGGGGACGGCAGGCAGUGCUGGAUGCAGCCGCCACGGGUGGAAGAGCAGCCCUCACACCACCACCGGCAGUAGCUUCUCCCCGGGGCGCAGCUUCGCCAGGGAGAGCCUCUGCCGAGCCCGAGCUGCUCCGGGAGGAGAGGAGGGAGCCGAGCCCCCUUGCAGCGGCGCGGGCGCGAUCCGAGUGCAAGCGGGGCGGGCGCAAAGCUCGAAGGAGGAAGGAGCUGCCGCCGCCGCCACGGUUGCCGGCAAGAUGCGGCUGGGCAGGCUGCUGUUGAGGUUCGCCCUGGGAUUUACCGUGCUGCUGGCCGCCGCCUCUUCUUCCCGCGGCGGAGGGGCUGCUGAUGGCAACUUGGAAACGGACUUCGCCGCCGCCGCCGCCGCUAAGGAAACCAACAGCAGAGCCAGCAGGGCCAAGAGGCGAGGGCAGGCGGGAGGCGCCGCGGGGCACGAUGCGCUGAAAGGACCCAAUGUAUGUGGAUCACGUUACAAUGCCUACUGCUGUCCUGGAUGGAAAACAUUACCUGGUGGAAACCAGUGCAUAGUCCCAAUUUGUAGACAUUCCUGUGGAGAUGGAUUUUGCUCAAGACCGAACAUGUGCUCAUGUCCAAAUGGCCAGAUUGCCCCAUCCUGUGGCUCCAAGUCAGUGCAACAUUGCAACAUCAGGUGUAUGAAUGGAGGCACGUGCAGCGAUGACCAUUGUCUCUGUCAGAAAGGGUACACAGGAACACAUUGUGGACAGCCUGUCUGUGAAGGUGGGUGCCUUAACGGUGGGAGAUGUGUUGCACCAAACAGAUGUGCCUGCACGUAUGGCUUUACUGGACCUCAGUGUGAAAGAGAUUAUAGGACAGGCCCGUGCUUCACGAUGGUAACCAACCAGAUGUGCCAGGGACAGCUCAGUGGGAUAGUCUGCACAAAAACCCUCUGCUGUGCAACUGUUGGGAGAGCAUGGGGCCACCCCUGUGAAAUGUGUCCAGCUCAGCCUCAUCCCUGCCGCCGGGGCUUCAUUCCAAACAUACGAACAGGGGCCUGUCAAGAUGUGGAUGAGUGCCAAGCUAUCCCUGGGAUCUGUCAAGGAGGAAAUUGCAUUAAUACUGUUGGAUCUUUUGAGUGCAAAUGCCCUGCUGGACACAAGUUUAAUGAAGUGACACAAAAAUGUGAUGAUAUUGAUGAGUGCAGUACCAUCCCUGGAAUCUGUGAAGAGGGAGAAUGUUCCAACACAGUUAGCAGUUACUUUUGCAAAUGCCCUUCUGGAUUUUACACAGCCCCAGAUGGCUCCAGGUGCAUAGAUGUACGCCCUGGAUAUUGCUUUUCUUCUCUCACCAAUGGCCGCUGUGGCAACCAGCUCCAGCAGGUGUUAACCAAAACACAGUGUUGUUGUGAUUCUGGACGAUGCUGGUCUCCUGGAGCAACUAGCGCCCCAGAAAUGUGUCCCAUUCGUGCCACUGAGGAGUUCCGCAAAUUGUGUGCGUUUGCCGGUCUGAUGCCUGCAAGACCAGAAGUCCCUGGCAUUCCUCCUGUCUUUCCACCUGAUAGAUAUCCGCCAGUUUUCCCACCAGAUGUUGUUGUGCCAUCUCGUAGACCAAUACCAGAUAUUGGAACAGUCAAUCUCACUCGACCUCUGGACAACAUCUGUCAGUUAUAUCAAAAUCUCUGCGUUAAUGGACGGUGUAUCCCAACUCCUGGAAGUUAUCGCUGUGAAUGUAAGAAAGGAUUUGAACUGGACCUUAGAGGAGAGUGCAUUGACGUUGAUGAAUGCGAGAGGAAUCCCUGUAUUGGUGGAGACUGUGUGAAUACGCAAGGUUCCUAUAUAUGCAAGUGUCAUCCUGGAUAUCAAAGUACCCUGAUGAGAACAGAAUGCCGAGAUAUUGAUGAAUGCUUGCAGAAUGGACGGAUAUGUAACAAUGGGAGGUGCGUAAACACAGAUGGCAGUUUCCACUGUGUUUGCAAUGCUGGCUUUCACGUAACAGCUGAUGGGAAAAACUGUGAAGAUAUGGAUGAAUGUAGCAUACGGAAUAUGUGUCUUAACGGCAUGUGCAUCAAUGAAGAUGGAAGUUUUAAGUGUAUUUGCAAACCUGGUUUUCAGUUAGCUUCAGAUGGACGUUACUGUAGAGACAUCGAUGAGUGUGAGACACCUGGAAUAUGCAUGAACGGGCGCUGUGUGAACACUGAAGGCUCCUUCCGAUGUGAAUGCCUCCCUGGCCUUGCUGUUGGGCUGGAUGGGCGCGUGUGUGUUGAUACACAUAUGCGCAGCACAUGCUAUGGUGAAUACAGGAGAGGUCAAUGUGUUAAACCAUUAUCUGGAGCAGUUACUAAAUCAGAAUGUUGUUGCGCCAGCACUGACUAUGCAUUUGGAGAACCUUGCCAACCUUGUCCUGCACUAAGCUCAGAUGAGUAUCGUGCUCUUUGCAGCAGUGGGCCAGGUAUUACAGCAACAGGAAAAGAUAUCAACGAAUGCGCAUUGGAUCCUGACAUUUGUCCCAAUGGAAACUGUGAAAAUCUGCGUGGAACAUACAAAUGCAUCUGUAAUUUUGGGUAUGAAGUAGAUUCAACUGGGAAAAACUGCUUAGACAUUGAUGAGUGCUUCUUGAACCCAUUGCUUUGUGACAAUGGACAAUGCAGAAACACCCCUGGAAGCUUUACUUGCACCUGCCCCAAGGGAUACAUAUACAAGCCUGAUCUACAAACAUGUGAAGAUAUUGAUGAGUGUGAAUCCAGCCCCUGUGUUAAUGGAGUGUGCAAAAAUACUCCUGGCUCAUUUGUCUGUGAAUGUUCCCCUGAAAGUUCCUUGGAUGCAUCAAAAACCAUCUGCAUUGAAACUGUUAAAGGCACAUGUUGGCAGACCAUUGUGAAUGGGAGAUGUGAGAUAAAUAUCAAUGGGGCCACUCUAAAAUCUGAGUGCUGUUCUUCGCUGGGUGCUGCUUGGGGUAGUCCCUGUGUUCCAUGUGACCGAGAUCCAAUCUGUUCAAAAGGAUUCUCAAGGAUAAGAGGAACAGUGUGUGAAGAUGUAAAUGAGUGUGAAGUGUUUCCUGGAGUGUGCACAAAUGGGCAGUGUUUCAACACUAUGGGAUCCUUUGUCUGCCAGUGUCCCAAUGGAAUGACCUUGGAUGCAACUGGACGGAGGUGUAUUGAUAUUCGUUUGGAGACGUGCUACUUGAAACACGAUGAUGAAGACUGCACGUCGCCAAUAGGAGGGCGGCAUCGGAUGGAUGCUUGCUGCUGUUCUGUUGGUGCAGCGUGGGGCCCUGACUGUGAUGAAUGCCCUCCAAAGGCAACACCUGAAUAUGAAGCACUUUGCCCAAGAGGGCCCGGAUUUUCUACCAGAGGAGAGAUAAUAAAUGGAAAACCAUUUUUCAAAGAUAUCAAUGAAUGCAAAAUGAUUCCACGCCUUUGCACCUAUGGAAAAUGCAGAAACACCAUUGGCAGUUUCCGAUGUAAAUGUGACAGUGGGUUUGCACUUGAUUCCGAAGAGAGGAACUGCACAGAUAUUGAUGAAUGUCGCAUCUCUCCUGAUCUGUGUGGCCAAGGACUUUGUGUCAACACCCCUGGAGACUUCUAUUGUGAAUGCUUUGAGGGCUAUGAAAGUGGAUUUAUGAUGAUGAAAAACUGCAUGGACAUUGAUGAAUGUGAAAGAAAUCCUCUAUUGUGCAGAGGCGGCGUUUGCAUAAACACUGAAGGAAGCUUCAGAUGUGAUUGUCCUCCAGGUCAUCAGUUGGCUCAGAACAUCUCUGCGUGUAUAGACAUUAAUGAAUGCGACCUGAGUGUAAAUCUGUGCAGAAAUGGGCGUUGUGUCAACCUCAUUGGAAAGUACCAGUGUGCCUGCAAUCCUGGAUAUCAGUCCACGCCUGACAAAUUGUUCUGUGUUGAUAUUGAUGAAUGCAGCAUAAUGAAUGGUGGCUGUGACACAUCCUGUACAAAUUCAGAAGGCAGCUAUGAGUGUAGCUGUAGACAAGGAUUUGCGCUAAUGCCAGACCACAGAACCUGCACUGAUAUUGAUGAGUGUGAAGACAAUCCUAACAUCUGUGAUGGGGGACAGUGUACUAACAUACCUGGAGAAUACAGGUGUCUUUGUUAUGAUGGAUUCAUGACAUCUGAAGAUAUGAAGACUUGUUUAGAUGUUAAUGAAUGUGACCUGAACCCAAACAUCUGUCUGAGUGGAAGCUGUGAGAAUACAAAAGGCUCCUUUAUCUGUCACUGUGAUAUGGGCUAUUCUGGCAAAAAAGGAACAACUGGUUGCACGGAUAUUAAUGAGUGUGAAAUUGGAGCCCAUAAUUGUGACCGGAAUGCUAUCUGUACAAACACAGCUGGAAGUUUCAAAUGCAGUUGCAGCCCAGGUUGGCUUGGAGAUGGUAUCAAAUGUACAGACAUCGAUGAAUGCUCCAAUGGGACGCACAUGUGCAGCCCACAUGCUGAUUGCAAAAACACCAUGGGAUCAUACCGUUGCCUGUGUAAAGAAGGGUACACUGGGGAUGGAUUCACAUGUACAGAUAUUGAUGAAUGUUCGGAAAACUUGAAUCUCUGUGAAAAUGGUCAGUGCCUCAAUGCCCCAGGAGGUUAUCGCUGUGAAUGUGAUAUGGGAUUUUUGCCAAGCGCAGAUGGGAAAGCCUGUGAAGAUAUUGACGAGUGCACCCUUGCCAACAUAUGUGUCUAUGGGACUUGCCACAAUCUCCCUGGCCUGUUCCGAUGCCAGUGUGAGACAGGAUAUGAAUUGGACAGAAGUGGUGGUAAUUGCACAGAUAUCAACGAGUGUGCAGACCCCACAACUUGUAUCAGUGGCACUUGCCUCAAUAUACCUGGCAGUUACACCUGUGAGUGCCCUCCAGAUUUCGAACUGAACCCCACUCGUGUUGGAUGUGUUGAUACACGCUCUGGCUACUGUUACUUGGAAAUUAAACCUCGGGGAGAUAAUGGAGAUACAGCUUGCAGCAAUGAAAUUGGGGUUGGAGUUUCUAAAGCAUCAUGCUGCUGUUCCCUUGGUAAAGCUUGGGGGAUUCCCUGUGAACAGUGCCCAGCUGUGAACUCAACUGACUACAAGAUGCUGUGUCCUGGAGGAGAAGGAUUCCGACCAAAUCCUAUUACAGUUAUUUUGGAGGAUAUUGAUGAGUGUCAAGAACUACCUGGACUUUGCCAAGGGGGACAAUGUAUCAAUUCAUUUGGUAGCUUUCAGUGUCAGUGUCCAUCUGGCUACUAUUUGAAUGAAGACACCCGAGUAUGCGAUGAUAUUGAUGAAUGUACUACACCUGGCAUCUGUGGGCCUGGUACUUGUUACAACACCAUUGGAAACUACACAUGCAUUUGUCCUCCUGACUACAUGCAAGUCAAUGGAGGAAAUAAUUGUAUGGAUAUGAGGAGGAGUCUAUGCUACAGAAACUUUUAUGCUGACAAUCAGACCUGUGAUGGAGAGCUUCUCUUUAACAUGACCAAAAAAAUGUGCUGCUGUUCCUACAACAUUGGUCGAGCCUGGAAUAGGCCUUGUGAACAAUGCCCAAUCCCAAAAACUGAUGAAUUUUCAACCCUCUGUGGAAGUCAAAGGCCUGGUUUCCUCAUAGACAUUUUUACAGGGUUACCAGUUGAUAUCGAUGAAUGCCGUGAGAUCCCUGGUGUGUGUGAGAAUGGAAUCUGCAUAAACCUGGUUGGCAGUUUCAGAUGCGAAUGUCCAGGGGGGUUCUUCUAUAAUGACAAGUUACUGAUCUGUGAAGAUAUUGAUGAAUGCCAAAAUGCACAUGUGUGUCAACAAAAUGCAGAAUGCGUCAACACACCUGGCAGUUUCCGCUGUGAUUGCAAGCCUGGUUAUCGGUUCACACCAGUAGGCCGGUGUGUUGAUCGCAAUGAGUGUCUAGAGAUACCCAAUAUUUGUAGUCAUGGUGAUUGCCAAGACAUAGAGGGAGGUUACAUCUGUCGUUGCCAUACUGGAUUCAAAACCAAUGAAGACCAAACUAUGUGUAUGGAUAUCAAUGAAUGUGAACGAGACCCAUGUGGAAAUGGCACAUGCAUGAAUACGGUUGGUUCUUUCAACUGCCGCUGUCAUACAGGAUUCAUACUCUCUCACAAUAAUGACUGCAUAGAUGUUGAUGAAUGUGCCACUGGAAAUGGAAAUCUGUGCAGAAAUGGCCGAUGCAUCAACACUGUUGGGUCUUUCCAGUGUGUCUGCAAUGAUGGUUAUGAGAUGUCUCGAGAUGGAAGGAUCUGUGUUGAUAUCAAUGAGUGCGCACUGCAUCCUGGUAAAUGUUCACCCGGUACAUGUCAAAAUCUGGAUGGCUCAUACAGAUGCAUCUGUCCCCCUGGAUACAUCCUACAAAAUGACAGCUGUAGUGAUAUUGAUGAGUGUGUGGAAGAGGCAGAGCUCUGUGUCUUGGGCACAUGCAGCAAUACUCCAGGCAGCUUCAUUUGCCUGUGCCCUGAAGGGUUUAUAGUAUCCUCAACUGGACGAAGAUGUCAAGAUUUGAGAGUAAGCUACUGCUUUACUAAAUUUGAAGAUGGGAAAUGUUCAGUUCCAAAAUCCAGAAACCAUUCUAAGCAAGAGUGCUGCUGCAAUAUGCGUGGGGAAGGGUGGGGUGACCCAUGUGAACUAUGCCCAGAAGAAGGAGAAGAAGCUUAUAGUCAAAUAUGCCCAUUCGGAUCUGGCAUUCUGGUUGGCCCUGCUGGCGAACCAGUUGAUGCGAAUGAGUGUCUGGAUCCAGAUAACUGUAAGAAUGGACAGUGUAUCAACACAGAUGGCUCCUUCCGCUGUGAGUGCCCCUUUGGUUACCUACUGCAGGGAUCUGAAUGUGUAGACACUAAUGAAUGCUCUGUAGGAAACCCAUGUGGAAAUGGAACAUGUACGAAUAUUAUUGGAAGUUUUGAAUGUACUUGUGAGGAAGGGUUUGAGCCAGGACCAAUGGUGACAUGCGAAGAUAUAAAUGAAUGUGCUCAGAAUCAUCUUCUUUGUGCCUUCCGAUGUGUGAACACGUUUGGAUCAUAUGAAUGCAAAUGUCCUGCAGGCUACAUCCUCAGAGAAGACAAGCGAAUGUGCAAAGAUCAGAACGAGUGUGAAGAUGGAAUUCAUGACUGUGACUCAAAGCAAAUGAUAUGUAAAAACCUGAUAGGCACAUACAUGUGUAUAUGUGGACCAGGAUUUCAGCCUAGACCAGAUGGUGAAGGUUGCAUGGAUGAGAAUGAAUGCCAAACUAAACCCGGAUUGUGUGAAAAUGGACGAUGCCUAAAUACACAAGGAAGUUUCCGAUGCGAAUGCCAGGAUGGUUUCACCGUCAAUGAAGCUCAGAAUGAAUGCAUAGACAACAGAGAAGGCUACUGCUUCACUGAAGUGCUACAGAGUAUGUGUCAGAUUGGAUCAAGCAACAGGAACCCCGUGACCAAAUCGGAAUGCUGCUGUGAUGGUGGGCGAGGAUGGGGACCCAACUGUGAGAUCUGCCCCUUCCUGGGCACUGUAGCCUUUAAAAAACUUUGUCCUCAUGGCCACGGAUAUACGACCACUGGAGAAGAUAUUGACGAGUGCAAGGUUAUUCAUGAUGUGUGCCGGAAUGGAGAAUGCAUCAAUGAGAGAGGAUCAUAUCGCUGUCAUUGUAAAGAGGGCUACACUACAGAUAUAACAGGCACACUCUGUAUUGAUCUGAAUGAAUGCAACCUGUCUCCAAAGCCUUGCAAUUUUAUUUGCAAAAAUACAGAGGGUAGUUAUCAGUGCUCAUGUCCAAAAGGAUACAUCUUGCAGGAUGAUGGGAGAAGCUGCAAAGAUCUUGAUGAGUGUGCAACCAAGCAACACAACUGCCAAUUCCUUUGUGUCAACACCAUUGGGGGCUUCACUUGUAAAUGUCCUCCUGGAUUUACUCAACAUCAUUCAGCAUGUAUUGAUAACAACGAAUGCGCUACUGAUGUUAAUCUUUGUGGAUCUAAGGGUAUUUGCCAAAACACACCUGGAAGCUUUACCUGUGAAUGCCAGCGUGGCUUUUCACUUGACCAAACCGGUGCCAGCUGUGAAGAUGUUGAUGAGUGCGAUGGAAAUCAUCGAUGCCAACAUGGUUGCCAGAACAUAAUUGGAGGAUACAGGUGCAGUUGCCCGCAGGGAUAUCUCCAGCAUUACCAGUGGAACCAGUGUGUCGAUGAAAAUGAAUGCCUCAGUGCCCAUGUUUGUGGCGGAGCAUCUUGCCACAACACUUUGGGGAGCUACAAAUGCAUGUGCCCUACUGGAUAUCAUUUUGAACAGUUCAGUGGAGGUUGCCAAGAUGUCAAUGAAUGUGGAUCCUCACAAGCCCCAUGUAGCUAUGGUUGCUCAAACACAGAAGGUGGUUAUGUCUGUGGAUGCCCACCUGGGUACUUCCGAAUAGGACAAGGACAUUGUGUUUCUGGAAUGGGACUAGGCAAGGGUCAUGGCCAAGAUCUGUCAAUCAGCAGUGAAGUAGAUGACAAUUCACUUUCUCCAGAAGCAUGCUAUGACUGUAAAAUCAACGGCUAUCCUAAAAGAGGAAGGAAACGGCGAAGCACAAAUGAAACAGAUGCCCUUGAUGCAGAGGAUCAGCCUGAGGUGGAGGCAGAAGUUAGCCUUGCCAGCUGGGAUAUUGAAAAACCAGCCACCCUUUCUUUCAACAUCUCUGAUCUUAAUAACAAAGAUCGCAUCUUGAAACUGAUCCCUGCUCUUACAACACUAACAAAUCACAACCGAUAUUUAAUAGACUACGGGAAUGAAGAUGGCUUCUUUAGGAUAAAUCAGAAAGAAGGAGUAAGCUUCCUUCACUUAACGAAGAAGAAGCCAGUGCCUGGAACCUACUCAUUACAGAUUAGUAGUGUUCCACUCUAUAAAAAGAAGGAACUCAGUCAGCUUGAAGAUAAACAUGACAAAGACUACCUCAGUGGUGAGCUAGGAGACAACCUGAAAAUGAAAAUUGAAAUUUUGCUUCAUUAAUUCACCAAACAGAGACCAAAUAAUUAAAGCCAAAGAUAGCUAUUUGAGACUUGAAUGUUUUAUUUCCCAAUAAGGUUCUCCAUAUCACAGGUACAACCUUUCAUGAAUACAUUUGAAUAUGUGAGCACUAUUCCAUUUUGAAAUAAGCAAGGUACAGGGAGAAAACUGUAGCUCACAACAACCACUUUCUCAGGCUUCUUGUAAGUAUACUUACCUUGAUAUGCUGAAUCUUGAAUACCUGGACUGCUGUUGGAAGUUGGCCACUGAUGCCAAGGCAAUAUCCUAUCAGCAGUGAUAGGAAGUUCCAUCCUUGGAUUCUUCUGUUUUGUUUUUUUAAACAAUCUUAAAAUCCGCUUCUCCAGCUACAACUUAUUAGGUCAGCCGUUUAUGAUAUCAGUUUGGUGCUAGAAAAUGUCCAACCUAGAUUUUAUAAAUGCACUGUAAUAUAUACACAACUUAGAAACCAAAGAAACUGCAAUUACUCCAUCUAAAUACAUCAGCCAACCAAAGUUUAUCUCAGUAGUUUAUCUCAGUUAUAUCUAUAAUACAGUACAUGUAAAUUAAGUGUGUGUAUACUGUAACCACGCUAUUUUUAUCCAUGAAACAUUUGUAAACUAGAAUAAUAAUACCCUUGACGUGAGGGUUUAUAAUGGUGCUUAUAAGAUCAACUACUUAAAUGUAUACACAAAUUUGGUCAUAACAUUUCUGUGACAAUCAAAGUGCACUGGGGUUAGUGGGGACCAUUAAACAUUCUCAGAAGUCACAUGACACAGUGCCAUCCACAGUUACACCAUGACAUAAUGUAACACAUGUCAAAGAGUACCUACCAUCAUUCAUAUCAAUAAGAGUUCAAUGUCAAAUGUCACAAUAAAACAGUUUUUUUAGUUCA
Molecule: messenger RNA, 9816 nt
Organism: Rhineura floridana
Lineage: Eukaryota; Metazoa; Chordata; Lepidosauria; Squamata; Rhineuridae
Gene: FBN1
Product: fibrillin 1
Exons: 66
Coding region: 285-8927 (2880 amino acids)
Molecular function (GO): calcium ion binding
Source: RefSeq, a predicted model, not a curated record